AUGGUGAGGAUGUCCAGACCAUUAUUCCUCGAUUGGCCCUGGAGACCCCUCUGCAGCCCCUCCCAAUCUCUCCCACUGACCCACGGACCAGAAGGCUGGAUUUUGCAAUGGAAGGGAACUUGCAGGCAGCAGACAGCUCUGCACUGUCCCUUUGAUUUUCCUCAGGCACCUCUGGAGAGAGGGAGACACCCUCUCAGCCAAGUACCCAACAAGGGACAUGAGAAGGCUUCUGCUGUGCAGCUGCCAGAGAAACAGGGGACAGAUCAAAGCAGGAGAGGACCAACAUCUGUGGUAACCAAAGCAAGGACAAGUUACCCUGAGUCAGAAACCCUCAUUGUGUAUUUGUGCAGUUACUUUUGGAACUCAAAUAAAGGACUUUACAUGUCAGGUAAAGAUGUCUUGGUUCCACCUGAAUUCCUUCCAUGCUUUUCAGCGACUGAACCAUUUGGGUGGCCUGGAAGAGCCUGUGAGCUCCCUGGAGAAAGGAGACAGUGUGGAUGGAGAAGAAUCUGGAGUAGAGACGAGUCUGGGGACCCUGCCUUUCAAGUCUUUUGUGUGAGGGCUGCGUUGGUGGCCCAACUAGCCAGGGAAGGGCUAUGGUAUGCGGGGUCAGGCGGGAAUAGGCAGGAAAUGUUUGUGAUAAGAGGCUUUGCCUCUUGCAAGCUCCUCCGAUUUCCAGACCCAGCUGCAGGAUAAGGGCCCAGGAACUGAGCAGGGAGCCUCAGAGGAGGCUGCUGCAAGAGCCAGCUCUUGGGAUUUCAGCAGGCAGAGUUGCAAUCAGAGGCCCCUGGGGUACCUGUAGACCGUGCCUGGGGAUAGAAACGACCCUGGGAACCCAGCCAGGGCUGCCUUCCUUUGGGAUCAGGAAUUUCAAUCAUACUUCAGAGGGCCAAAUCAAUCCCUUAAGAAAAAUAAAACAAAACAAACCCCGGCUUUGUUAAUCCAAGUUGCUGAGAGGGUGGAGCAGGUGGGAACUACAGACUUGACCCCCCAGGGGAUUUCAUGCCCUGGAUUGGUCCCAGUUGGAGCCAUUCAUUAAUGUUAACCAGUAGAAAUGGAAAAUGGAAGGGUGCACUGACAAAAGACCAGGCUGGAAGCUCUGAGAAGGAAUCUAUCCCAAAGGGAUCAUCUGCUGGGGAUAAAUAGAGUCAUCGAACAGUGUGUCAUGCAGGCAUUUGCAAAGCUUGGUGCUCCUUAGAUUUCCAGUGUCUCCUCUUUGCCCAAGGCCCAGUGACUCCACCAUCUGUGGUUGACUUGGCCAGCUCACAAAGGAGCAAGAUGUGCUGCACAGGAACACCCCAUGAGCGGGGAUGAGGCUACAGGCCACUUGCUAUUGUACCAGCUCCCCUUCUUAAGGAUUAGCAGCUUCUAUCUAUCCCUGGAGGCUGCACUGUAAAUGCCUGUGUAAUGCUAAUUUGUGGUUGGCAGGAGAUUGAUUGGGAAGGAGCAGGACAAUGGCAAGAGGAGGCUGAGCUCCCUCCUCCUCCUAGUGUAAUGGUGUGCGUGCAUGCUCUGUGUGUGUGUGUGUGUGUGUGUGUGUAUGUGUGUAUCUUCUGGGAGAAAUGUAGCAACAAGCCCACAGAAGAGAUGAUUAUUCAAAGAGAGGAAGAAGAUUUACUCACUGAUGCCCAGAAUCUGAAAGGCAUGUCUGGAGUGGAGAGAUGGGAGUCUAUGAAGCACAAAUCCAGGGAGAUUUUUUGAUGGGAGUAAGUGACACCCCAUCACUCUUAACAUAUUCCAUUCAUUAGAACCAAGUCCCUAAGUCCACCCCAGGCUUAGAGGAAGGGAUUACAUGGGAGGCAAGAAUCACUGAGAGCCAUUUCGGAAACUGCCUACACUUAGAAAAACACUUAAAAAGCUCCCGGCCAAGGGCCUGGCACAUAGCAAGUGCUCAAGGAAUUGUUACUUGGACCAAUGACUGUUCUAGGAUGUGAGCUAGGUUUUCCCGUAGUGGCCUGAGUCUCUGCUGUCCCAUCUUUUUUCCUGUUGGUACUGCUGGGUUUUCAGCAAAGGCUUUUCCCUCUGACACUGGGAGGUUUGUGACUAGGCUCUCUGGGUAUGGGCCAGCAGACAGGAUAGACGCUAACUUACACUCUUGCCAUCUUCCGAACAGCCUCUUCAUGACCAUGUGUGGUCUUGCUUUGUGGUCAGUGUACAGAUAUUUUAAUUUCCUGCUCACCUGCUCAGAGGAGGAUCUGAUUUCUUCUUGCAUUUAUUUUUCUCCCCGGCAGCCUGUGGACAGGUAUUUCUGUUUGACCAUCUGGUAGCCAUUCACCUUUAUGGUGGUUUGAGAAAGGAAUCAAUUUCACUUGUUUCUUUAGUAAUAUCUGCCUCUUUUGACAGCAAGUUACCUUUAUCACCUCUUAAAAUUCUUACUAUGUUGGACCUUCUGGUACCUUGGGGGCUCCUUCAAUCCCCUAACUUUGUGCAACUGCAUCUCCCUCUUUGGUUUAGCUUCUCAGGCCUUUCUUUUUGCACCACGGUUUAAUACAUUCCAUAUAUACUUCUAAGUCUGCUGGUACCUCUCCCCACCCACUGCCUGCUGAGAGUGAUGGAUUCUUCCUGGCUGGACCAAGUCUAAAGUAAUCAGAAAACAACUGAAAGAGAAAAGCUGACCCCUGCCCUCAUCCUGCCCCUCUGCAGACUUCUUGAAGCCUUUUGUCUAAUUGUGGUGGGUAAUGUGGGCAGGGCAAAAAAUGGGGAAGAUAGAGCAAAUUUCUGGGCAAGAAUGAGGGGAGAGGUGAGUGGAGCAUCUUCAUUUUGCUCUGGUUUUGUAUCAUGGGUGUCUCCAGGGCCUACUGUCUCCUCCGAGACUCCUAGAAAGUGAGGAGCCAUGGAUUGGUAUCCUACUAACAGAUAGAACAUCAGAGGCCUGUGGUAAGGAGUAUAAUAAGCUCAGCUCACCGUGCUCUGUUUUGUUUUUGUUGGAAGAAGUGUUGAAAAAAGGAGUGGUUAUACACUGGCCUAUCUAGCCAUAGAAUACAAACACUUAGGGUGAGCACCAGGGAAUGCCUUUUCUGAAAAUGGUGCUGCAUGGAAUGGAUGAUUAAUUCCCUAGUUAAAAUGAAGCCAGACUAUCUUUCAGAGUCUUAAGCCUCCUCCCAAUACCCUCCACAUACUAGUUUCUAGUUGGUUAAUGAAUAUGGUCACUAUUUCUAGGGCCUGUUGCUCCAGUGUAGUGGUCAAGAGUGUACACUCCUAUUUACAAUAGCAAAGACAUGGAACUAACCCAAAUGCCAUCAAUGAUAGACUGGAUAAAGAAAAUAUGGUACAUAUAUACCAUGGAAUACUAUGCAGCCCUAAGAAGGAAUGAGAUCAUGUCCUUUGCAGGGACAUGGAUGAAGCUGGAAGCCAUCAUCCUCAGCAAACUAACACAGGAACAGAAAACCAAAUACCACAUGUUCUCACUCAUAAGUGGGAGCUGAACAAUGAGAACACAUGGACACAGGGAGGGGAACAUCACACACCAAGGCCUGUCUGGUGUGGGGAGGGGAGGGAGAGCAUCAGCACAAAUAGCUAAUGCAUGUGGGGCUUAAACCUAGAUGACGGGUUGAUAGGUGCAGCAAUCCACUAUGGCACACAUAUACCUAUGUAACAAACCAUACCUUCUGCACAUGUAUCCCAGAACU
This is a messenger RNA of Pongo pygmaeus (Bornean orangutan), 3629 nucleotides long. RefSeq lists its product as uncharacterized. NCBI's taxonomy places the organism in Eukaryota, Metazoa, Chordata, Mammalia, Primates, Hominidae. The record is from RefSeq and is a predicted model, not a curated record.